GCGUGCCGCCCGCGCAGGAGCACGCCAUCUCGCAGCUGCUGCACCAGCUCACUGCUGCUCUACACGCGGGCCAGAUAAAAGACAUCGCAACCUCGAGUGUAAUGGAGCUGUAUGGGUACAAAAUGACCUGCUUGGAACAACGACUGCACUCGCACUCUGUAGCGUUGCAGGGAGCAAGUGAACACAUGGCGUCUCUACAACACUCGCUAGCCAUGCUACAAGCAACCAACUCCUCACAACAAGACGUUCUAUACACAACACAGAUGCAAAACGAAAAACACAAAAAGACCAUAGAGGACCUCCACAAACAGCUGGAAGAUGCUGAAACCACAUUGCGAGGGUUCCGCGCGAAGCUUGCAGCAGAGAGACUGGACAAGGACAAUCAGAAGGAACAUCUUCAUAAGGAAUUCCGGUCCCAGAUCGCUACCAUAGAAAAUGAGAUGAAGGCACGCGAGCGGGAAGCCGAAGAGAGGCUAAAACAGGCGGAAACUGAAAACAAAGCGCUGCAGAAGAAGCUAGAACAGCAGACAACCAAAAACAGCGAGCUGGCUGGCGUGCUGAUAAAGUUCGAGGAGCGCGUCAAACAGCGCGACAAGAAGUUAGAGGACGCUGCCGCCUCGGAGGCGGCUUUGAAGAGGGAGAUAGACCACAAGGAGUCGAUGAUAAAACAGCUGGAAAAGACAGUGGCAGAGCGCGAGAACCGACUAUACCAAUUGACGUCACAGCUGGAGGAAAUGAAGCGAGUGCAGGAAAUGGUCGCCAAGCUUAUGAGCAAGAGCAGUUCCUCUACGCCCGUCAGCUAGCGACACCUAGCGGUUGUCAAGGUUACUCCAAUGAACUACCUUAUUCGACGCUCCGAGAUCUCACCGACUUUCCACAUUUUUAUACACUUUUUACUCGAUUUUGUCCGCGUCGUACCGUACUAUCAUGAAAAGGGUCCAGUCCCAAAAAUUGGAAUGCAUGUAGACUUUAUAUGUAUAACUUUUAAUAUUGCGUACAUGAAUGUAUCACUAAAAUUAUGUUGUAAUGGAAUAUAGAUACGAAUUGAUAAUUGAUAUUGUAUAGGAUAUUUUUAUAGCUCGACGAAAUAAAAUAUUUUAAUGUA
Messenger RNA from Ostrinia nubilalis (European corn borer), 1105 nucleotides. Its product is annotated as cingulin-like. The coding region runs from base 102 to 803 and encodes 233 amino acids. The transcript has 8 exons. The record is from RefSeq and is a predicted model, not a curated record. NCBI's taxonomy places the organism in Eukaryota, Metazoa, Arthropoda, Insecta, Lepidoptera, Crambidae.